GUAGUAAUCUUUUUGUCCUCUUGGAUUUGUCUCACAGGAAAUUCUCGAGAUGAAGGAAAAUCUGGAGAGGUUCUUGAAUGACACAGAAAGGAUCAUCACUGAGGAAGGAGCACUAGGAGAGGAGGAAGACUCUGUCGUGAAAAUUACGGUGACUGACCUCCGAAGUCCUCACGGUCGCCUGAGCAGGGAUGCCCAGAGAGAGAUCUUUGCUGUGAUGACCUUCGAAGGGAUUUUGAGGAUGGCCCCAGUCAAGAUUGAGCCCAACAAUCAAGUAACUGUGCCUCAUCUUGAGGAAGGCAUUCUCCCACCAAGAUGCUUUGUCAUAGAGCUGGAGUCCUUGAUACCAGGUGGGGGUCUCCUUCCCCUCCUCUUUUUCUCCUCCCCUUCCAAGGGGGUUACCUGGAUCUGGCAUAUGAAUCCAUCCCCCUGGGGAGGGUCAUCAUCAGGGUCACUGUUGAUGGCUUGA
Molecule: messenger RNA, 466 nt
Organism: Macrobrachium nipponense
Lineage: Eukaryota; Metazoa; Arthropoda; Malacostraca; Decapoda; Palaemonidae
Exons: 3
Coding region: 50-466 (138 amino acids)
Source: RefSeq, a predicted model, not a curated record